AUGAAGUUAGUUUUUCGAGAUAUCGACAAACACGGUGUUGGACAUGUUGUUCUUGUGCCUGAGGAAUCAGAAGAUAUGUGGCACGCGUACAAUUUGGUAGCCGUUGGGGACACAUUGAAAUCAACAACUAUUAGAAAAGUCAAUACAGAGUCUGCCACGGGGAGUACUUCAAGUACUAAAAUUAGGACACAGCUAACAAUAAAUGUAGAGGCCAUUGAUUUUGACACCCAAGCCUGCAUGCUAAGGGUCAGAGGUCGUAACAUUGAAGAAAAUCAAUAUGUCAAGAUGGGGGCUUACCACACAUUAGACCUUGAACUUAAUAGGAAAUUUACCCUGCAUAAGAAUGAAUGGGACAAUCUUGCCUGUGAUCCAACCCAACAUGCAGACCUUGCUGCUAUUAUAAUGCAAGAAGGAUUGGCUAAUGUCUGUCUGAUUACGUCAAGCAUGACGAUAGUUAGGGCAAAGAUCGACACAGUUAUACCGAGGAAGCGGAAAGGUCAAUGUUCUCAACACGACAAGGCCUUAACGAGAUUCUAUGAUCAGAUCAUCCAAGCAAUUACCAGACAUGUAAAUUUCGAAGUUGUCAAAUGCGUUCUGCUGGCUAGCCCUGGUUUUGUGAAGGACCAGUUCUUCGAGUAUAUGAUGCUGCAGGCAAUUAAAAAUGACAACAAGUCGUUGAUCGAUAACAAAGGAAAAUUCUUACUGGUGCAUUCGAGUUCUGGCUUCAAACAUUCUCUAAAAGAGGUCCUGCAGGACCCAUCAAUAGCCACCAGGCUGCAAGACACGAAGGCAAGUUCAGAGGUGAAGGCCCUGGAGGAUUUCUACAACAUGAUGCAGUUGGAUCCACAGAGGGCAUUUUAUGGAAUCAAACAUGUUGAGGAGGCAUUCAGACAAGGAGCCAUAGAGACCUUACUCAUAUCAGACGAACUUUUCAGAGCAAAAGAUAUAAACACCAGACAUCGUUACGUGAAAUUAGUGGAUGGAGUGAGGGACGGAGGAGGAAUAGUUAGGAUAUUUUCAAGUCUGCACGUGUCUGGGGAGCAACUCUCCCAACUAUCCGGUGUGGCCGCCAUUUUAAGAUUUCCAAUGAACGAUCCAGACGAUGAUGACGACAACUAUGAUGGGGCCGGCGGUGAUGAUAACAAUGCCUGA
Helobdella robusta is the source of this 1152-nucleotide messenger RNA. RefSeq lists its product as hypothetical. Gene Ontology annotation, cellular component: cytoplasm. The record is from RefSeq and is a predicted model, not a curated record. Lineage: Eukaryota; Metazoa; Annelida; Clitellata; Rhynchobdellida; Glossiphoniidae. Gene Ontology annotation, biological process: ribosome disassembly; nuclear-transcribed mRNA catabolic process, non-stop decay; RNA surveillance. The transcript has 13 exons. Bases 1 to 1152 code for a protein of 383 amino acids.